This is a messenger RNA of Anthonomus grandis grandis, 4068 nucleotides long. RefSeq names its product regulatory-associated protein of mTOR (gene raptor). Gene Ontology annotation, cellular component: cytoplasm; TORC1 complex. Gene Ontology annotation, biological process: regulation of autophagy; positive regulation of protein serine/threonine kinase activity; cellular response to starvation. The transcript has 4 exons. Gene Ontology annotation, molecular function: protein-macromolecule adaptor activity; protein binding. Lineage: Eukaryota; Metazoa; Arthropoda; Insecta; Coleoptera; Curculionidae. The record is from RefSeq and is a predicted model, not a curated record. Bases 91 to 3894 code for a protein of 1267 amino acids.
AACUUUUGAUUAAUUUCCAGGAUAACUAACGGUAAAGACGACAUGUAGAACUUCUCAUCGCUUUUUUAUUUAUAUUAUACCUUUAAUACCAUGGACGAAAUAGCCGUUGAAGCUUGGAGCGAAAAAAACCUGACCGAGGAUCAACGUUUAGAACUUACCGACGCAGACCUGCCAGAUGCAUUUUCUGAAGAAAGACACACAGAAAAAAUUGAAGGCAUCGACUGGAAGACGCAAACAUGGAGAAUGAAAGAAAGAAUGAAAACAGUCAGUGUAGCAUUGGUGCUCUGCCUUAAUGUUGGCGUUGAUCCCCCAGAUAUUGUAAAGACACAGCCUUGUGCCAGGUUGGAGUGUUGGAUCGAUCCUUUGAGUAUUUCUGGUCAAAAGGCGUUGGAGAAUAUUGGUCAGGCGUUGCAGCUACAGUAUGAAAGAUGGCAGCCUAGAGCAAGAUACAAACAAACCUUGGAUCCCACAGCAGAAGAUGUGAAAAAGCUCUGCCUUUCUCUAAGACGCAACGCCAAAGAAGAAAGAGUUCUCUUUCACUAUAACGGUCAUGGAGUUCCUAAACCCACCACAAACGGAGAAAUUUGGGUUUUUAACCGCACUUACACUCAAUAUAUUCCCUUGAGCAUAUACGAUCUGCAAUCCUGGAUGGGAGCUCCUUCUAUUUAUGUUUAUGAUUGCCCCAAUGCAGGCAUUAUUGUGGAGAGUUUUAAAACUUUCGCUGCGCAACAUGAAAGUGAAUAUCAGCAGCAAAUUUUGGCUUCUAAUAACUCAAGAUCUAGUCUUGCCUCACCUGUACCUUCAUUUAAGGAUUGUAUUCAGUUGGGUGCGUGUGCAAGCUAUCAAUGUUUGCCAAUGAAUCCCGAUUUGCCUGCCGAUUUAUUUACCUCUUGCCUUACAACUCCAAUAAAAAUCGCCCUGAGAUGGUGUGUACUUAGACCCACAGCACAACUAAUUCCAAAUGUAACUUUGGACAUGGUGGAUAAAGUUCCAGGAAAUAUAACGGAUAGAAAAUCGAUGUUUGGUGAAUUAAACUGGAUUUUUACAGCAAUUACAGAUACAAUUGCUUGGAACGUCUUACCUCGAGACCUAUUUCAAAAGCUUUUUAGACAAGAUUUAUUAGUUGCUAGCUUGUUCAGGAAUUUCUUAUUAGCAGAAAGAAUAAUGCGGGCAUAUGAUUGUACUCCUAUUUCAUCACCGUCAUUGCCCCCAACUUAUCAACAUCCUAUGUGGGACUCUUGGGAUUGGAUGCUGGAUUUAUCUUUGGUACAGUUGCCUGGGAUUCUUAAGGGUACUAAACAGUAUAAAAACCUUCCAUUCUUUGAAGAACAACUCACUGCUUUUGAAGUCUGGUUGGCAUUCGGAUCAGAAAAACGUCGUCCUCCAGAACAACUCCCAAUAGUCCUUCAGGUAUUGUUAAGUCAAGUGCAUAGGACUAGAGCUUUAGAACUUUUAGGAAAAUUUCUGGAUUUAGGGCCUUGGGCUGUAAACUUGGCCUUGUCAGUUGGAAUCUUUCCUUAUGUUUUAAAAUUACUGCAGAGUUGCGCAAAAGAAUUGAGACCAUUAUUGGUUUACAUUUGGGCAAAGAUUUUAGCUGUUGAUAAUACAUGCCAAGCUGAUUUAGUGAGGGAGCAAGGUCACAAGUAUUUUUUGAGCAUAGUCCAGGACCCUUCAAUGACUUCUGAGACUAGAACACAAGCUACAUUUGUCCUGACUUGCUUGGUUUCUAAUUUUAAGGAUGGACAAGAAGCCGCACUGCAAGGUUCACUAGUGACAAUUUGUCUAGAACAACUUGGAGAUCCAAACCCACAACUACGUCGUUGGGUCGCUAUAUGUCUGGGCCGGCUCUGGGAUAAUUAUGAAAGCGCUCGAUGGACCGGUGUUCGGGAUACAGCUCACGAAAAACUUUACACUUUGUUGAAAGACUCUUGUCCAGAAGUUAGAGCCGCCGCAGUGUACGCCUUAGGAACAUUCAUUAAUGCUGUUUACCGGCGAUCCGAACACGCUAAUACCAUUGAUCAUGCUAUCGGAAUGACUCUAGUUAACUAUGCUGGAAAUGAUGCAAGCGCUUUGGUGAGAAAAGAGCUUGUAGGCGCAUUGCAAUGGCUGGUUCUGGCUUUUGAUGUUUCUUUUGCCGCUGUCGCUAGAACUCUGCAAGAAGGACAUCUUACUUCGGAAAAUCAAUCUUGCAACACUUUGCCAAGAAUCACAAGCAGAGACAGAUUAAUACAUCAAGAACAAGGAACAUUUAGAAGGAUUCCAUCUAGUCCGACGAUUAACAAUAUGACAAGCCCUUCGAAUAUUAAUAGCUGCUAUAGCGGGAGUUUAGGGACUCUUCCCGGGUUAGGAUACGGAUCGGUUUAUAUGAAAAUUUGGAUGGCUUUAUGUCAGCUGGAGAAUGAUCCAUAUCCUGAGGUAUCCCAAAUGUGUUUGACGGUCACUGGACAUAUAAGAGCCUUAGUUAAAGAGCAACGGGAAUUGGAGAAUAAGACGUCGAGUAUUAGUUUACCUCCUAGUCCCAAUCGGGGAUUUUUGUCUGGGGAGAGUCCGCCCACAAUGUAUCAAAGCGGAGAUUUUCAAACCAAGCUUACCAGGUCAGCUGUGGCCAAUAGAACAAAGAAAAAGAAGAUAUCUGUAGACGAGAGCGAUCAGAAAUCCCAGCACAGACAACCUUUAGUGACGACCAACUUUGUAGCAUGGUCUGCUAAACUAUUUACUAAAAAAACAAAAAAAAGUGUAGAUAAGCAAUCGCAACCUUAUUACGAACGUGAGUGGAGAUUGACAAGGAACACCAAUAUUAGAGCUGAAGCGAUAGAAGAGCAAAAUCGAGCUAUAAAUAGUCGAUUAGAGUCUCAGUUGUAUCAGACAAGAACUCCAGUGCCUCCGACCCUUCUACAACUGCAUCCUUUUGAACAGCAUAUUGCUGUGGCAGGCAGCGACUCGUUCGCUAUCUGGGAUUGGGGUACGGGAGCAACUGUUUACCAUAAUAAGAUUGCGAGCAAAUCAGGACAAAGCCCUAGGGUGACAUCAUUAGAAUGGAUUAAUGGACAUGAUUUGGGUUUACUUCUUGUGGCAGCUGAUGAUGGAAGUCUUAGGAUUUGGAAACCAGAAUCCCAGGAUGCUAAACUAAUAGCAGCUUGGCAGGCCUUUAGUAGUUUUAAAGCUAGACAAACGGGUAUGAUAGUCGCUUGGGAACAGUGGACACAAACCGUGAUAACGACCGGUGAUACUAGAGUGUUAAGAUUGUGGGACGUAGAAAAAGAAUUAAAAGUUAUUGACAUACAGACAGGGACUGAUGCUUCUGUAACCUGUUUGGAUUCGUCGUACGCGGGGCCGAGUUUGGAUGUGACUCCACUAGCGUAUAAAAGGCGAAAAUCUACUGUGAUAGAUAACGCGGAUAGUGACGAUCGCAAAUUGAAUCCCCGAAUGGGUUAUGCUGUAGCAGGGUGUGCGGAUGGCUCGGUAAGACUUUUCGAUCGUCGGUGUUCACCUCAAGACGCACGAGUGAAUGUGUGGAUGGAGCAUAGCGGCCCUGUACUUUCUGUGCAACUAAAAGACAAUCUUGUGAUUAGCGGUAGCAGCGACGGCGACGUAAAAUUAUACGAUAUACGAAAAAAUGACUCGCUACAUACAAAUAGUGUUAUUCAAAAUUAUGGAAUGUCCUGUAUGUCGAUCCACCGGAGUGCCAACAUUUACGCUUGUGGCUCAGCAAAUCAGUUUAUCAGCAUUAACACACUUAAAGGUAAUGCACUAAAUACUAUAAGAUUCUACGAGGGAUUUAUGGGACCUAAAAUUGGCCCUGUCAGCUGUCUUAACUUUCACCCUCAUAGAGUUCUUUUAGCUGCUGGUACUACUGAUUGCUAUGUGAGUAUUUACAGUUUGGAGCGACGGUGACGAAGUGACUUGCAGCCCUAGGGACACAUUCCGGGGGCUUGUAUCAGAAGUCUAUUUUCUGGAGGCAUUUGAUUAUAAUUAUUUGUGCGAUGCUAUUGUAAACCGUUCGAAAAUGUAAUGUUGAAAAAGGGAAACAUCCCAAUAAUAGUUUAUCAAUAUAUACUUUUAAAAUAA